UAUCAACCCAGACUGAAAUACAUGUGUACAGUAUCAAUUCAUAAACUGUUAAUUCGAUUAAAGUCUAAAAAUAAUCGCGUCUUGCUGUCUAUGCCUGUUCCAGUUCCCUGGAGGCCAUCGCCGAUUUGACGUCUCGCGCGUUUAUCGAUGUUCCAUAUUUAAAAAUUUGAAAAGUCAAUUUUCAAAAGCGCGCUAAAAAAGGCGCCAGUUUUGUUUCGUUUGUGGUUGUGAUUAAAAAAAAAACAUGACUCGGAAAUUGUACGUGGUCUUCUAUUUGUUGAUCAUUUUUUGGGAAAUCGAUGGGAAAAGUUCGGAAGAGAGGACUCAGGAAACACGCAGUGUAAAGAGUGAUGCCACCGCGCUUAUAUUUGCUGAUGAGUUCAAACAGACAAUAGAACGAUAUUUGUUUGGAAUAUGCCCGCAGCCAUAUAAGUCCCGUUGGUUGCAGAUGCCACUCGGCAACAAGAACAAGAACGGGACCACCUUCACGUGUGACCUGGACACUGAUCAGCAGGACUUGGCGGGGAGGCUAGCAACGCUCUCGCUUCGCGCGCACUCCGCGUCCCGCUCGGACUGUCUGCGGCUCGGCGCGGUGCUCGCGAACACGCUCGGCGAACUCGCGCGAACUGCGGCGAGCAGACAGAUAUAUUUGUCUACAUCAGCCGCAGAAACAAAGAAGAGGAAACUGUCGAAAAGCCAAAAGAUGCAAAUCAAAGCGAAACAGCGAACUGCACUCGCUGUCAAGAAGAAGGCGGCCGCUGCAGCUGCCGCUGCUGCUAAUAAAGUGCCAGCUUAAUUGAUAAAAUAAAAUAAAAAUAAAAAAGAGCGUGUCACACACGUGUCAGAAGUGAAACAUCUUUGUCAAUAUUCAAAGGUACCAAAAUCGUCGCCUUACUCCAUGACGUAACGGUAUUGCCAUGACGCGACCUUGAAAUUUUAUUCUCAUAGCGCCUGAAGAAGUUUCACUUCAAAAAUAAAAAUAAAAAGGUCCUAGAAUUUUCGCAUAUAUAGAUGUAAAAUUUCAUUGUUUAGUGCCAAAGCAACUCUAUCAAUAAUAAUCAUGAGUUGAAAUCUCUCAUAGCGCUUCCUCCGAGAACACCCGAGAAGCGUGAAUGUGAACAGUUUCUCGUCUUCUCGUUCUCGUUCUCGUCUGUUCUCCGUUUUUGGCUAAAACAUAAUGACAGUAUGCACUAUGCAAUGGCAGUUGGCACAUAAAGUCAAUCCUGCUGCCGUCUCCGUAGCGUCGUCCAUAUCGGUUGGGAACUUGGGAGCGAGAUGACUAAUGAGAACAUUUGAGUCUUUUGAGAAUGUGAAUACUUGCUUGUUCUCGGCAAAAAGUCUUGGCGAGACUUCUCGCAUGAGUCUGGAGGCCCUAUCAGAUAAAUUAUCAAUAAACAUCUUUUGCAAUUCAUAAUAUCAUUGGUAGGUACUGCAAAUUCCAUAUUAUAGAUCAAUAUUGUAUGGCUCCUUACGUAGUGUAUUUAUAAAUCUAAAACAACUAUUUUUAUUUCCUUUAGGCUUUAUCAACUAUUAAAGUAGUCUACUUUCUAAAUUAUGACGUCUUGUACGUUCAUUCUUUAUUUUGUUUUUGUUCAGAUAUGUAUUUAGAAAUAUACUUAUUCAUAGAUAGUAGAUAGGUACAUCAUAAGACUUGUUUUUCUUAUGAUUUGGAUGUGUUUUAAAUAAAAUAUAAAUAUAUAGGUUUGCAUUUUCUGUGCGAUUCUGUUUUUUCAUGUAUGCGUUAUUUUUUUUUUCUUGACAAUUAAGUCUAUAACUGAAACCAAGUAAGUAGGUACUUACUAGGUUGCACGAAAAGGACAAUAUGCCAACAAAUUAAUACCAAGCAUUUGUUAACUUAUUGCACCAGUAAUAAAACCCAAUCUAAUAUAACCCAAACAAAAACGUUUUAAUUUUCUCUUGUCUUAAACGUAAUUCAAUUGUUGUAGAAUCAAUUAUUAUUGUUCUUUUUGAAGUGAAACUUCUUUAUCGGGGUUGGAAAAAAAUUUAGUGUAACAGUUUUUCUUAUCCCUACCACGCGUGAUUCGACCGACGCGGACGUAU
This is a messenger RNA of Colias croceus (clouded yellow), 2061 nucleotides long. RefSeq lists its product as uncharacterized. The transcript has 5 exons. The record is from RefSeq and is a predicted model, not a curated record. The coding region runs from base 245 to 796 and encodes 183 amino acids. Lineage: Eukaryota; Metazoa; Arthropoda; Insecta; Lepidoptera; Pieridae.